AUGGCGCCAACAAAGCCAGCUGGCCCGUCGAAAGGGUCAAAGAGCAAAUCUUCAAAAUCGAAGUCUACUUCGGCCGGAAAGUCAUCCACAAAUCGAGUAUCUAAAUCGAAGUCCAGCACAAAAUCCGGCGCAAAGCCCAAACCAACAGAGGUCAAAGCGAAGUCACGCUCAGCGCCAGAAAUGCUGAAAAAGAAGAAGAGAAGAGUGUAUACUGAAAAAGAAUUGAAUUUGCCCACGUUGAACAAAAUCACACCUGUUGGUGUGCAAAAACCGCGAGGCAAAAAGAAGGGAAAGGUAUUUGUCGACGAUCAGGAGAGCAUGAUGACCAUUCUCGCCAUCGUGAAUGCAGAAAAAGAAGGACAGAUAGAAUCCAGGAUGAUAAAGGCUCGGCAAAUGGAGGAAAUACGCGAGGCAAGGAAGGCCGAGGCGGAAGCCAGGAAGGAAAAGAAGAAUGCAAAAUUGGAGGAGACGAAAGAUUCACUUCGAAAGUCGCGCCGAUCGAAAGAACCUAAGAACAACAAGCAUGAAGAACAGAAUAACGCGAAAUCUAAGAAAGAGGGAAAAUCUAAAAAAGUUGCUUUUGCCUAA
Molecule: messenger RNA, 588 nt
Organism: Trichophyton verrucosum HKI 0517
Lineage: Eukaryota; Fungi; Ascomycota; Eurotiomycetes; Onygenales; Arthrodermataceae
Exons: 3
Coding region: 1-588 (195 amino acids)
Biological process (GO): ribosomal large subunit biogenesis; intracellular mRNA localization
Cellular component (GO): nucleolus; preribosome, large subunit precursor
Molecular function (GO): mRNA binding
Source: RefSeq, a predicted model, not a curated record